AUUAGAGGCAUCCUGCUGAAAAAUUCGAGCAGCAGAUUGACAGGUGGGCUCUGACUGUCAGGGUGACGCUUGUGGAGGGGUGGAGUAAAGGAGAGGCCGGAAAGGCAGCUGGAUGUGUCUGUCUAUCAGUGGGAGCUGUCUGAACGCACGGCGCAUCACCAAUGUGCGCACAUUUCACUGCGGAGAAAACCCGCGGACGCUCCCAAGCGCGUUUAUUAUUAUUAUUUCUUUGCUCCAAACUGUAAUAAAUCCAAGAAAACAACAGUAAACAGCAACAAGAACAAUCGCGGGUGAUUUCGCGGCUCAGCGGGCGGGCCUGCUCGGUGUCUUUUGUGAUGAGUUUCUGAGAAAAUAUCAAGUCUCCGUGUUGACAGUCGGAAGCGGAGCUUGGAGAGACCGGGAAGCUGGCACCAAGGUGGACGGAGAGAAACACUACAUCGCAGUUUUUUUUGGACGCAACUCCACCACCGAACGAGUAACAGAAACGGCAAAAGAGGAGCUUCCCUUUUUCUUUACUUUUUAUUCUCAUAAAAGGUAUUAAUUAAUCCCAGGAGAGGUGGAAACAGAUUUAUUUUUAUGGGAACGCGGUUAAAGGACUGUGGCAGCUCUCCAUAUCCCUGCCCCAGAGACUGAAACCGAAGCUUUUUCACCACACCAUCCUGCGAUGAGUUUUUUCUGAUCGGAAGAAGUUAACGGACGAGCCUCUUUCUUCUCCAAAUUAUCUAUAAUCACACAAAAAAAGACGCGUAGAGAAUAAACCGUCACUUCUUCGUCCUGCGAGGGAUCUACACUUUAUUCAUAUCAUCCCACUUGAAGGGCAGAGGAAGCGCUGCUCGCUUUGCUCUACCCCCUCCCGUCCGUCGUUGCACCGCUUUCCUCUCCAACUCGUCCGCUAUUUUGAUUUCUGCAUGAAAAGUCCAGCGGAAAGUCCUGCAGCAGCAUGCCGAGGAGAAAGCAGCAAGCCCCGCGGCGGUCAUCAGCUUAUGGACCUGACGAUGAAUUUAAAGUGGGAAAGACUGAUGAAGAGGAACAUCUGCAGGAUGAUGGCCUUUCCCUCGAUGGUCAAGAUGCAGACUAUUUUUUCAAUGAUGAAGAUGAUGCAAGAGAUCGUUAUAGCUGCCAAAACUCUCCAAUUAGCAAUGGCACUAAUCCAGAUGCUGGGUAUGCUUCUCCCCUCAGCACCAGUAGUGAUCAACUGGUAGACCUCAAGACCACCCCCUCCUCCUUCAGUGAUCAAGACAAGGUAGAGGACAAGCUUGGGGAAAGUACUGAAUCCAUCAAUGGCCUCUCAUUACAGGACAGUCUGGCAAAAAUGAAAGCUGUCUAUGCAAACCUGAUCUCGGAUGCCUCCUGGUCCAGCAUUGCUCUGGAUAUGAUUAAAAGUAAACAGGGGAACAAUUUCACAGCUAGCAAUGGCAGUAGAAGUGAUCAUAAAGGGAGCAAUGGGUUCCUGAACAGUCACAGUUCGGGCAGCGUCCAUGUGAAGAACAGAUGUAGCAGUAACAACACCCCAGCCACCACUAAUAUUACCACCAGCAGCACCACUGCAAGAAUGGUGUCAAGCAGCAGUAACAGUGGCAUCAAUGUGAGCUCUGGUGGCACAGGAGGAUUAGCCUAUGACUGGCAUCAGGCAGCUUUGGCUAAAACUCUGCAGCAUACUCCUUACCAACUCCUUCCUGAGCCCAGCCUUUUCAGCACCGUGCAGCUUUACAGACAAAACAAUAAACUCUAUGGCCCAGUGUUUACUGGAGCCAGUAAGUUUAGGUGUAAGGACUGUAGUGCAGCCUAUGACACUUUGGUUGGUCUAACCGUGCAUAUGAAUGAAACAGGCCACUACCGCGAUGACAACAAGGAUUCAGAGGAUGAUCGAAGCAAGAAGUGGUCCAAGCCACGAAAGCGCUCUUUGCUAGAGAUGGAAGGCAAAGAAGAUGCCCAGAAAGUUCUCAAAUGCAUGUAUUGUGGUCACUCUUUUGAAUCCUUGCAGGAUCUUAGCGUUCACAUGAUCAAAACAAAACACUAUCAGAAAGUGCCUCUAAAAGAACCGAUGCCAACCCUCACCUCAAAGCUGGUACCCCCAUCCAAAAAAAGAGCAUUUCAGGAGUUGAUGUCUCCAAGCUCACCAGAGUCUGUCUCAUCUGGCAUACUCCUGGGAGAGUCUCCCAAAGACCAGAAAUUGUCCAAUCCCUAUGUCACUCCUAACAAUCGAUAUGGUUACCAAAACGGUGCCAGUUACACUUGGCAGUUUGAGGCACGAAAGGCACAAAUUCUCAAAUGUAUGGAAUGUGGCAGCUCACAUGACACCUUGCAACAACUGACAGCCCACAUGAUGGUUACAGGACACUUUCUUAAAGUUACAAAUUCAGCCACUAAAAAGGGUAAGCAGUUAGUUUUUGACCCCGUAGUUGAGGAAAAAAUUCAGUCGAUUCCUUUACCGCCUACGACCACACGACUUUCUGCACCUAAUGAUAAGCAACAGCUUGACUUUGUUUUGCAGCCAACCAGCCCUGAAGAAAGACAUGAGGAAAAGAAAGAUUAUGGAAGGGAGAAAGAGAAAUCAGAAGUAAGUGAACCAGAGAAAAAAAUUAAAGAGGAGAAAGAAGAUCCCUCUGAAAAAGCUAAGCCUGCAAAGACAAGAUCUUACCAAUAUCUUCGAGAGGAAGACUUAGAGGAGUCACCUAAAGGGGGGCUAGACAUCCUAAAGUCUUUAGAGAACACGGUUUCAAGUGCAAUCAGCAAGGCCCAAACAGGAACACCAACCUGGGGUGGUUACCCCAGCAUUCAUGCUGCCUAUCAGUUGCAUGGACCUUUGAAAUCAACGGUGCCUUUGUGUGCACAGGUUCAGCCAUUGUUCAGCAGCACUAAUUUGAAGCUAUUGUCCUCUGAUAUAGGCUCUCUGAUCCAUUCACCAAAUAGCCCUUCUUCAUCUCCGAGUCACAAAAGCAAUGUAAUGGCCAUGGAGGAGCUGGUGGAAAAAGUGACAGGAAGAAGUUCAGUGAAGAACGAAAAGGAAGAAAAACCUGCAGAGAAUAAGUGUAAGUCUGCUAAGUCUCCAUUGCCAAAUCUUAAGGACAAACCAGCUUCACCCAAUCCAGAAAACCUCUCAAAGACUGUGAAAAACACUACAGUAGAGGAUCAGACUGAGCCAAGAGGUAAAGAAGAAGAGCAGACAGAGACUAAAAUAGAUAUACAGAUAAAAACUGAGGAUGAGUUAUUGAAAAAAAAUGUUAGCAAUGGCUGCAGUAACCUGAAUAUCAUUACUGAUCACUCGCCUGAGCAACCGCUUGUCAGCCCUCUCAGUGCUUUGCAGUCUGUCAUGAACAACCACUUGGGGAAAGCUGCAAAGGUGGCCACCCCCUUCAUGGAACCCUUUUCGAUGCUCUAUAACAUGAGCAACUCUGCUCAGAACAGGCAAGCAGAGCCUGGGAGUCAGUACCAUGAUGAUGACGAUGAUCAGCCCAUGGAUUUAACGAAAUCCAAAAGCAGCAAUGGUAGUACAGCUAAGGCUACCUCUACAACACCACACAACAACAUAAACAACGGAAAACCAACUUCCAAAAAUUUCUCGCAGUCAUCAUCCCCCCCUCUACGAGAGAAUGCUUUGAUGGAUAUUUCGGACAUGGUGAAAAAUCUAACAGGUCGUUUGACUCCAAAGUCUACAACCCCGUCUUCGGUCUCUGAGAAAUCAGAUAUUGAUGGCUGUAGUUUUGAGGACGGUACAGAAGAGUUGUCUCCUAUCCAAAGAAGGAAAGGCCGACAGUCAAACUGGAAUCCUCAGCACCUCCUGAUUCUCCAGGCCCAGUUUGCCUCAAGUCUUCGAGAGACACCUGAGGGAAAAUUUGUGAUUAGUGACUUGGGACCUCAAGAACGAGUCCAUAUCUGUAAAUUCACUGGUCUCUCUAUGACCACGAUCUCACAUUGGCUGGCCAAUGUAAAAUACCAGUUGAAGCGGACAGGAGGCACAAAGUUCCUAAAAAAUAUUGACUCUGGCCAGCCUUUGUUUUUGUGCAGUGACUGUGCUUCCCAGUUCAGGACUCCCUCGUCCUACAUUCAUCAUUUGGAGUCUCACCUUGGAUUCACCCUAAAAGACCUCUCAAAGCUUCCCAUAGACUUACUAGAGCAGCAGGCAGUCAGUAGAACAGAGGACAAAACAUUUAGUUCUGGACAUACAGAACAGGACCCUGGCUCACUAUAUCAGUGCAAAAUGUGCAGCCGGACAUUUGUGAGCAAACAUGCAAUCAAAUUGCAUCUUUGUAAAACACAUGGAAAGCCCCCAGAGGACCACCUCAUCUUUAUAAAAGAGCUGGAAAAGUUUGAUAAGCAGUAGAGUCUGACAGAGCUGAUAGCAUGACAGAUUACUGUUGCACUAAAAAUUUAAGCUACAAUCUGUCAUCACACAUAGUGCCACAGCUGUAUUAAUAACAGGAUAUUUAAUACUUUACACUGUUAUUAUUCUGUUUGUCAUAAAUGAAAGGAACUUACAUUGCAGAGGCUCAAAGCCGCUCUGGAAAAGUAAAAUUUUUGGAGACAAAAUUCUCACAGAUUGGUGCGACAGACAUGGCACUAUACAGUUACUGACUGAUUGUUGCUUCUCCAAUGCACUGCAUUUUUAUCUGAGCCUUUAGGAAAUAGUUCAUCUAUUGUUUUAAAACUGGUCCAUGCUCUUCUUUUGACCACUGUUUUUGAGUAAUUCCUUUAGGAUAAAAAUAUUUCAACACAGUUAGCAUUUUAUUUAUGAAGCAAUUUGUGCAUGUUUUCAUGUAAAGCAGUUCGUAAUAUCAUGUAUAAUUAAAUUCCAGCCAUGAUUACAAAACUGAUGUCCCUGUUUAACAGUUGGACACAGCCAAUUGUAAAACGAUGAUGGUGAAAGAUUGUGUCUCAAAAUGUUAAAGUGAUUUCUGCACUUUCGGUGAGUGUAAAUUGAUGAAUAAAUGUAUGAGUAAAAAGGACACUUAGUUUGCGUUCCAUAUAACUCAAAUUUGGGAACUAAAUAUAGUAUUUGUUUCUGUUUGUUAUUAAAAUCACAAAAACAUUUCAAAAUGUUUUAAUCCCUUUUUUAUCUCUAUUAAAAUAUAAUUUCCUAGGUGUCUCAAUAUGUACAGUAUUUGCGUUAGUAGGUCACCAACAUUAUCAUUGUGAAUCUACAGUUGUAAAGUUAAUGAAUUUUAAAUCUGCUUGUAUGAAUAAUCCAGUAUAUGUAUGUCAGCAUAUCUUGCUCUUUACAGUUCGAUAUUAUUUGUACUAUGUGUAUUUUUACAAUGUUAUUUUCUAAACCAAUAAUGGGGGGAAUGUAUAAAGCUACAAAAUAUUGUCGGACCAAAAAUACCACUGAAAAGUCGGUCCCUCAGUGUGGUUUACAUAAAAUGAACUUACUGGCAUCUGAUGUGAUGCUUAUGGCUGUACAUAAGACUGAAAUGAUUUGCUCUCUAAUGACAAAAAUUUCCAGGUUUUGUCAUUAAUCCAUUUAUUCUGAAUGGCAUUCUUUUAUCCUCAGUUGUUGAAUAAAUUUCAUGUCCUGGAUUAAA
Melanotaenia boesemani (Boeseman's rainbowfish) is the source of this 5522-nucleotide messenger RNA. Its product is annotated as teashirt homolog 1-like. Gene Ontology annotation, molecular function: DNA binding; DNA-binding transcription factor activity, RNA polymerase II-specific. The record is from RefSeq and is a predicted model, not a curated record. Gene Ontology annotation, cellular component: nucleus. Lineage: Eukaryota; Metazoa; Chordata; Actinopteri; Atheriniformes; Melanotaeniidae. The transcript has 3 exons. Gene Ontology annotation, biological process: regulation of transcription by RNA polymerase II. Bases 941 to 4324 code for a protein of 1127 amino acids.